UUUAUCGAGUAGUUGUCCAUUGUAAUUUGAAUUUUGAUUCUUAUUUCUAAUUCCUUUCUCUUCUAUAGAGAAGGCCUAUUAGCUCAGUUGGUUAGAGCGUCGUGCUAAUAACGCGAAGGUCGCGGGUUCGAUCCCCCCAUGGGCCAAAUUUUUUUUUCUUUUUCAGUUAAAAAAGAUUAAAGUUUACACAACGAUGUUACGAAAUCCCAUAAAUAGACAGAAUGUACGAUCGUAGUAUGUUAAAGAUGUAGCAAUGUCUAAGACUAUGUAAAGUACCUAAGUAGGGUACUUGCAUGUUUAUAAAUUAUCUUAUCUCUUAGCAAGCGGUGUAUCCAUUUAACCUCUCGAUAAAAAUGGAAGAUCGCUCUGUUUAUGUGUAUUUAUCUUUUUCGUUAUUUGACGUGAACACACUAAGGAAUAAACAAGACAAAAUUGAACGAUAUUGAUCAUUACUGAACUGAACUUGUUACAGAAUUAGAACAUGCUUCUAUUUGAAAAAGUAAUUGCUCCUGCUUCGCAUAAGUUAAUUGCAAAUACACGGAACAUGCAGGUCCUAAGAAUUUCAACAAAUAGAUUCGAUAAGAUUCUAAUUGCGAACAGAGGUGAAAUAGCAUGCAGAGUUGCAAGAACUGCCAAGAGGCUGGGAAUUCAAACUGUGGCCGUGUAUAGCGAGGCGGACAAAAAUUCCAUGCACGUAGAACAAGCAGACGAAGCCCAUUGCAUUGGUCCAGCACCUUCUAGUCAGAGUUAUCUGCGGCAAGAUAAGAUUAUGAGUGUAGCAAAAAAGUCAAAAUGUCAGGCAAUACACCCUGGUUACGGAUUCCUUUCAGAAAAUGCAGAAUUUGCAGAACUUUGCGAGAAAGAAAACAUUACGUUUAUUGGACCAUCUGCAAGUGCUAUUAGAAAUAUGGGAAUGAAGAAUACGUCAAAGGCUAUAAUGAUGGAAGCUGGAGUUCCUGUUAUAGCUGGAUAUCAUGGAGACGACCAGUCUAAUGAAACGUUACAGCUGAAAGCAAAAGCGAUAGGUUUUCCGUUAAUGAUUAAAGCUGUACGCGGUGGAGGCGGAAAGGGAAUGAGAAUCGUUUUCGAGGAAUCGAAGUUUAUCGAAGCCUUGGAAGCCGCGAGAACCGAAUCCGAGAAAGCAUUCGGCGAUGCAGCGGUUUUGCUCGAACGUUAUAUUCCUGAAUCGAGACACGUCGAGGUGCAAGUUUUUGGAGAUAAACACGGAAAUGUUGUUCACAUGUUCGAAAGGGAUUGUUCUGUUCAAAGGAGACAUCAAAAGAUUAUCGAGGAAGCUCCCGCGCCUGAAAUCUCGGCGGACGUAAGAUCGAAUUUAGGUAUGACAGCAGUUAAAGCCGCCAAAGCGGUAGGGUACGUUGGCGCAGGUACCGUGGAAUUUAUAAUGGAUCGUACCGGAGAUAGUUUUCAUUUCAUGGAGAUGAAUACUCGUCUUCAAGUGGAACAUCCAAUUACCGAAGCAAUUACCGGCUUGGAUUUAGUUGAAUGGCAAUUACGAGUUGCAGCAGGAGAAGAACUUCCAUUGAAACAGGAACAAAUCCUACUUACCGGACAUGCAUUCGAGGCAAGAAUUUACGCCGAGAGUCCAAGGAAUGGUUUCCUGCCAGGAGCUGGGCAGCUGUUGUACCUGAAGACACCAAACGAUCUGACGAAAGCAAUUAGGGUUGAUACCGGAGUCCGUGAAAACGAUCAGGUUUCGGUACAUUACGAUCCGAUGAUCGCGAAACUGAUCGUUUGGGGAAACGAUAGAGCAGAAGCGUUAGCCGUACUGAGGUCGCAACUAAGCGAAUAUAAUAUAGCCGGGCUAGACACUAACAUAGAAUUCAUAAAGGAUUUAUGUUCUCAUCCUAGUUUCCAGCGGGGUCAGGUAUACACAGGAUUCAUAAAAGAACAUUUCGAAGAAUUGUUUCCAAAAUUAUGCGUUCCAAAGGCGGUAACGUUGCAGGCUGUUCUCGCUUCGAUAUUACACGAAGACCUAUUCUCGUUACAACAUUCGCUCACAACUAACGACCCUUUCAGUCCUUUUGCUACAGAAACUGGAUCAAGGUUAAACCAUACCCUAACGCGAACCUACCGUUUUAAUGUUCACGAUAAUGAUAUCGAUAUCGAAGUAAAAUACGUCGAGCCUGAAGUUUAUUCUAUGAGGUUAAAUAAAAUUGGUCCUUGGACGAAGGUAACAGGCACGUUGAAAAGAAAAAAGAACUCGUUAGAAUUAUGCACUGAAAUCGACGGUAAAAUCACCAGGACAUCGGUAAAAAAAAUUCAAAACAAGUUAUAUUUAUUUACCAAGGAGCGAGAGUGGCAAUUCAGUAUACCAACUAUGAAAUUCCUUUCCAACGUUGCGAGCAACGAUUUCGAGGUGGAUCCAUACAAGGCGCUAAGUCCUAUGCCAGGUUUCGUAGAAAAAGUGUUUGUUGCGAAAGGAGAUUUUGUUAAAACCGGGGAUUCCCUACUCGUUAUUACUGCUAUGAAGAUGGAACACACCGUCAAAGCGUCCAUAAAUGGAACAGUUGAGAAUGUUUUGUGUUCAAGAGGUGAAAACGUGCCGAAGAAUAAGCUUCUCGUUAAAUUAACCGAAUCUGCAUCUUGAUGUAUAAAAAUUAUAUAAAAUCUGUUAUUUUCUUUA
This is a messenger RNA of Nomia melanderi (Alkali bee), 2644 nucleotides long. RefSeq names its product Methylcrotonoyl-CoA carboxylase 1 (gene Mccc1). NCBI's taxonomy places the organism in Eukaryota, Metazoa, Arthropoda, Insecta, Hymenoptera, Halictidae. Gene Ontology annotation, molecular function: methylcrotonoyl-CoA carboxylase activity; metal ion binding; ATP binding. The record is from RefSeq and is a predicted model, not a curated record. Gene Ontology annotation, cellular component: mitochondrion.